UUGACCCGGUAGCGAAUGUAGGAGGGUCAAUCGGGUCACAAGCAUGUCGUGGAGGGGAUGUAUUUUAAGAUUGGCUAGGGAUGACAUUAUUUGUAUGGCAAAGAGAGGAAACAGAAUCACCCUCAACACUCAACAGAGAUGUGGCUUCAAGAAAGCAGUGAAGGAGACAAAGACCAAGAAGGGGGUCAUAGAGGAGACGGGGCCCUCACACACAGAGCCCAGUGAAGGGCUCAUCCACAAGAGGGGUGCGUCUCCCCUCGUGGAGCCCUCAGUGGCAUACACACACUCCAGGAGCUUUGGCAGACUGGUCAAGCCCCUGGUGUUCACAAUAGGGUUUACAGGCUGUUCAUUUGGCACAGCGGCCAUCUGGCAGUAUGAGUCACUGAAGUCCCGGGUCCAGAGCUACUUUGACGAGGUCCGGGCCGACUGGUUGGAGAAACUACGGCCGCAGAAACAGGGGGAUCUUCGCAAAUGGAUCAACCAGUGGUGGAACAGCUUGAGUGAGGGCCAACGCACUGUUGCAGGGAUCAUAGCUGCUAAUGCUGUGGUGUUUUGCUGUUGGAGAGUGCCAUCCCUCCAGCGCUCUAUGAUCAAAUACUUCACAUCCAACCCUGCCUCCAAAACCCUGUGUUUCCCCAUGCUCCUGUCCACGUUCAGCCACUACUCCUUCUUCCACAUGGCGGCCAACAUGUACGUCCUCUGGAGCUUCUCCUCCAGCAUCGUCUCCAUGCUAGGCAGGGAGCAGUUCAUGGCCGUUUACAUGUCUGCAGGUGUUAUUUCUACGAUGUUCAGCUAUGUAUGUAAGACAGCCAGCGGGCGCUUAGGUCCCUCUCUUGGAGCGUCAGGAGCCAUCAUGACAGUCUUGGCUGCCGUCUGUACCAAAAUGCCAGAGGCUAAGCUGGCAAUUAUCUUCCUCCCGAUGUAUGCUUUCUCUGCAGGCAAUGCAUUGAAAGCCAUAGUAGUCAUGGACACAGCUGGCCUAGUUUUAGGAUGGCGGUUCUUCGACCACGCGGCCCAUCUAGGCGGAGCUCUUUUUGGCAUCUGGUACAUCAUGUAUGGCCACGAGCUGAUAUGGAAGAACCGCGAGACCUUAGUGAAGGUGUGGCACGACCUUAGGACAAAGGGUCCUAGUGGGGGAGGAAAUGGUGGCAGCGGCCCCCAGUAGAGCGCACUGGACUGGGUGAAUGCAUGUGGAUGGACUGGCCUUGGCUGAUGUGUAAAUUACCAGAUUACAGAAGAGUGUCAAUAGCAUCAACAGCCUUGCUGGCCACACAAACCAAAGCCCAACUCUCCAUUUACCCCCAACACACAAGCUCUGUUUGUCUCUCACUCUCUGUCUCUCAUAAAAAUGCCAUUUGCAUUCAGUGCUCUCUCGCUUUCUCUCUCACACACACACUACAUAAUAAUGCAGGGAUUUUGUGUGUUUUUGAGAGAAGAGGAGAGGACACACUGUUGAGUUACACUGGCCUGUAUUCACAGUGUUGAUCUAGGAUUAGUUUAGCCUUUUAGAUCCUAAUGAUUAUAGGUGAAUACGGAACCGGGAGCCUACAGGUCACCAUUAUUUCCCCAAAUGCUGAGGUGGAGGACUAAACCCUAAGAUACGAAAACCAUACGAUCACGAAACCCCCUCCCACUGUCAGUUCAGGGGAUUGCUAGAGAGCUACAUUGCAUUCGGAAAGUAUUCAGAUCCCUUGACUUUUUUCACGUUUUGUUACGUUACAGCCUUAUUCUAAAAUGUAUUAAAUUGUUUUUUUUUCUCAUCAAUCUACACACAAUACGCCAUAAUGACAGAGCAAAAAGUUAGUUAAAAAAAAAACAUUUAUGCAAAUAUAUUGGAAGUAAAAACAAAUUGUUCUUUUUUUUUAAAGAAUUUAAAAAAAUAUCACAUUUACAUAAGUAUGCAGACCCUUUACUCAGAACUUUGUUGACGCAGUUUUGGCAGCGAUUAUAGCCUCGAGUCUACUUGGGUAUGACGUUAAAGCUUGGCACACCUGUAUUUGGGCAGUUUCUCCCGUUCUCUGCACAUCCUCUCAAUCUCUGUCAGAGUGGAUGGGGAGCGUUAUUGCACAUCUAUUUUCAGUUCUCUACAGAGUUGUUCGAUCAGGUUCAAGUCCGGGCUCUUGCUGGGCCACUCAAGAACAUUCAGAGACUUGUCCCGAAGCCACUCCUGUGUUUUCUUGGCUGUGUGCUUAGGGUCGUUGUCCUGAUGGAAAGUGAACCUAAGCCCCCAGUCUGAGGUCCUGAGCGCUCUGGAGCAGGUUUUCAUCAAGGAUCUCUCUGUACUUUGCUCCGUUCAUCUUUCCCUUGAUCCUGACUAGUCUCAUAGUCCUUGCCGCUUUAAAACAUCCCCACAGUAUGAUGCUGCCAACCACAAUGCUUCAGGUGCCAGGUUCCCUCCAGGCGUGACAAGGCCAAAGAGUUAAAUCUUGGUUUCAUCAGACCAGAGGAUAUUGUUUCUCAUGGUCUGAGAGUGAUUUAGGUUUCUUUUGGCAAACUCCAAGUGGGCUACCAUGUGGCUUCCAUCUGGCCACUCUACCAUAAAGGCCUGAUUGGUGGAAUGCUCUAGAGAUGGUUGUCUCUCCCUUCUCCACAGAGGAGCUCCAAUCAGGUUCUUGGUCACCUCCCUGACCAAGGCCCUUCUCCCCCGAUUGCUCAGUUUGGCCGGGUGGCCAGCUCUAAGAAGAGUCUUGGUGGUUCCAAAUUUCUUCCACUUAAGAAUGAUGGAAGCCACUGUGUUAUUGGGGACCUUCAAUGCUGCAGAAAUGUUUUGGUACCCUUCCCCACAUCUGAGACUCAACACAAUCCUGUCUCGGAGCUCUACGGACAAUUCCUUCGAACUCAUGGCUUGGUUUUUCCUUUGACAUGCACUCUCAACUGUGGGAUCUUUUUUUUAUAGACAGUUGUUCCUUUCCCAAUCAAUUGAAUUCACUACAAUUUGAAUUUGCCUCCCAAGUUGUAGAAACAUCUCAAGGAUGAUCAAUGGAAACAGGAUGCACCUGAGCUAAAUUUCGAGUUUCAUAGCAAAGGGUCUGAAUACUUAUGUAAAUAUGGCAUUAGUUUUUUUACUUGUAAUACAUUUGCAAAAAUGUCUUGGCCUAUUUUUUCUUUGUCAUUUUGGGGUAUUGUCUUUUUUUUCUCUUUUUUUUUACCUUUAUUUAACUAGGCAAGUCAGUUAAGAAAAAAUUAUUAUUUUCAAUGACGGCCUAGGAACAGUGGGUUAACUGCCUUGUUCAGGGGCAGAACGACAGAUUUGUACCUUGUCAGCAUGGGGAUUUGAACUUGCAACCUUUCGGUUACUAGUCCGUGUGUAGAUUGAUUGGGGGGGAUUAUUUAAUCCAUUUUAGAAUAAGGCUGUAACAAAAUGUGGAAAAGGUGAAGGGGUCUGAAUACUUUACAAAUGCACUGUACAGUGUCAAAACCAAUGAUGUCACAUCUACAUUUGUUUUAUAUGAUACACGUGUAUAUGAUGUCUACAGUCAAAAGACUCAUUAUUCUCUGACCUCUGCACACCCCAAAUGUUUUUAUUUUUGCGUGUGAAAUGAUGGUGUUUGUUUCGCACCUCUUGUUUAUAAUUUCAUCCAGCUAUGAAAAUGGAAGAUAAUGGACUUAAACACUGAGUAUACAAACCAUUAACAACCUCCCCUGCCCUUUACCCUCACAACAGUCUCAAUUUGUCGGGCAUGGACUCUGCAAGGUGUUGAAAGCGUACCACAGAAAUGCUGGCCAAUGUUGACUCCAAUGCUUCCCACAAUUAUCUAGUUGGCUGGAUAUCCUUUGGGUGGUGGACCAUUCUUGAUACACACGGGAAACUGUUGAGCGUGAAAAACCCAGCAGCAUUGCAGUUCUUGACACAAACCAUGGUGCCUGGCACCUACUACCAUACCCCGUUUUAAAGGCACUUAAAUCUUUUGCUUGCCCAUUCACCCUCUGAAUGGCACACACACACAAUCCAUGUCUCAAUUGUCUCGAGGCUUAAAAAGUAUUAUUUAACCUCCUCCCCUUCAUCUACACCGAUUUGAAGUGGAUUUAACAAGUGACUUGAAGGGAUUAUGGCUUUCACCUGGUCAGUCUGUCAUGGAAAGAGCAGUUCUUUAAUGUUUUGGAGAUUCAGUGUAUGCACAGGAAUAUUUGUUUUUGAUUUAAUCAUUUUUGUUUGUUAUUGGAACCAAAUAAAAGGUUUAUUUAAAAAAUAAAUAAAAAUGUGUCUUGUGUUCCAGGCUA
This is a messenger RNA of Salvelinus fontinalis (brook trout), 4221 nucleotides long. RefSeq names its product presenilins-associated rhomboid-like protein, mitochondrial. Lineage: Eukaryota; Metazoa; Chordata; Actinopteri; Salmoniformes; Salmonidae. Gene Ontology annotation, molecular function: serine-type endopeptidase activity. Gene Ontology annotation, cellular component: membrane. Bases 44 to 1165 code for a protein of 373 amino acids. The transcript is spliced from 10 exons. The record is from RefSeq and is a predicted model, not a curated record.